Messenger RNA from Pseudomyrmex gracilis, 847 nucleotides. Its product is annotated as apoptosis regulatory protein Siva-like. Gene Ontology annotation, molecular function: CD27 receptor binding. The transcript has 4 exons. Bases 172 to 663 code for a protein of 163 amino acids. The record is from RefSeq and is a predicted model, not a curated record. Lineage: Eukaryota; Metazoa; Arthropoda; Insecta; Hymenoptera; Formicidae. Gene Ontology annotation, biological process: extrinsic apoptotic signaling pathway.
GGAGGAUGGAACUCUUCAUGUGAAGAGGCAUAAGCAGUGUUUUUGUUUUUCUACUCAAUUGCUGUGCUCAUUUAGCUGUGACACAAGGCGCGUGUUGAAAAAUAAUUGAAUGUUAUGGCACGGUAAUUGGUUGGUUAAAUAUUUUUUUGUUUAAAACGUAACACAUUAAAGAUGAAACGCGCUUGUUCCUUUGAAGACGACUUUGUGCCGCAGUUGAAAGUGCACGUGGGUCAGAAACAAGUGAAUAACGGCGUGUCCAGCGAUGUUCGGAUGAAGAAUGUCUAUGACAGAACACUGAGCUUACUCAAAGCUGGCGCAAAAGCGCGCUCGCAAAAGUUAAACACAUCAGAUCAAGAGAACUCUAUAGAUUUAUCCUCGCCUCGACCACCGUACAAAUUCAAGUCCAAUCUGAAGCAGAUGUUGCUCACCAAUAAGUUGCAGCUACAAACUAGUGAUAAAGUCGUCAAUGAUGUCCGGAUGGAUAUCUGUGGAUGUUGUCGAGUGAUAAAUCAAUUCACAAGGAACAAAUGUUAUUAUUGCGAUCAGAUACUCUGUUCCUCUUGCCUGUCUACAUGUGUGAACUGCUUAGAAUCAUUUUGCCAAAAUUGUUCUUUACCUGUAUAUAAUAAUCAAGGCGAUAUCAAGUGUUUUCAUUGUUACUGAUGGCUGUUGAAGAAAAGAUAUAUUUUUAUAAAAAAAAAGGUUCUUAUUAAAAACCUUUCUUUUCUUCACCUUUGUUUUAUACUCCUAUUUAUGAUUACUUGAUGUAAUUUUCUUAACUUAAUGCAAUAUUUACAUAUUUUAUAUAUAUUUAAAGUAUUGAUAAUAAUAAACACAAGAGAGCAUG